CAAUCAACACAAACACCAAAAUUCCUAGCACAAAAUAAAAUUUGUUGUUAUUAUUUUCCUCUGUUUUUCUAUCUCCUCAAAUUUCAUUAAAAAAGAAGAUCCUGAUUUUGAGCUUUUUGGUGAUCAUUUUAAUCCAUUGAAUUUCUAAGCACCGAUUUUAUCGGAUUUACGAACAAAAUCAAGGAAAAAAGAAAAGGAAAUGAAGGAAAUUCCAGGAAACCCACUUCACCUAAAAUCUCUAAACCAUAUAUCUCUUCUUUGUCAUUCAAUUGAAGAAUCCAUUAGUUUUUAUCGAGAUGUUCUUGGCUUUUUCCCUAUUCGAAGGCCUGGUUCUUUUGAUUUUAAUGGAGCUUGGCUGUUUGGGUACGGAAUUGGGAUACACCUGUUACAAGCGCCAGAACCAGAGAAAUUGCCGAAAAAAACAGAAAUUAAUCCCAAGGAUAACCACAUUUCUUUCCAGUGUGAAAGCAUGGGAGCAGUGGAGAAGAAAUUGAAGGAGAUGGAAAUAAAACAUGUAAGAGCACGAGUCGAAGAAGGCGGUAUCUACGUUGAUCAACUCUUCUUUCAUGACCCGGAUGGUUUCAUGAUCGAGAUUUGCAACUGCGAUAACCUUCCCGUUAUUCCCAUAGGAGGAGAGCUCGUAAGAUCUUGUUCAAUCGUGAAGUUCGAGCUCUUGCAACAACAACAGCAGACGCCUAGUCCCGUGAUCCAGCAGUAGAUCGAUCGUAUUAUUGGGACCAAUGAAGGAAGAAAAUAAAAAUAUGGCACGUAUCGAUUGACCUAGGUCGAUUGAUACGUCAAUGUCGAAAAUGUGGACCAUUUUGGGUUCAUUUUGGUUAAGUUUAUAGGGAGAUCGAUGUUUGUGGUGUUAAUUAUGUAUCAAUGUAAAGAGGACUUUUACAAGUACAAGUAAAAAGCUUUUAUUUGCUCUAUAUGGGUUUUGUGGGUGUUAUAUUCUUGGGAGGGAUUACUUCUUUUGCCCCAAAAUUUGGGGGGGAAGAUCAGAAGUCACUGUUUUGUAAGAUCCCAAAAUGAAUGAAAUAUGUUGUUCUAGUGUUA
Spinacia oleracea (spinach) is the source of this 1059-nucleotide messenger RNA. Its product is annotated as glyoxylase I 4. Bases 200 to 718 code for a protein of 172 amino acids. NCBI's taxonomy places the organism in Eukaryota, Viridiplantae, Streptophyta, Magnoliopsida, Caryophyllales, Amaranthaceae. The transcript has 3 exons. The record is from RefSeq and is a predicted model, not a curated record.